AAGGAAGGAGUCCUGGACUGGAAUUUUUACCGUGCUGAAACACCCUUUUGCAUUGAGUAUGAUUUUCACUUGUUUCUUGGCAGGAGUCGCAGAAUGGCAACGGGUAGAUAUCCUGGCGGGACUUUUGUUCAAACGAUCCAACACAGGAAGGAAAAAAAAACUGAAACAGGAAGAGGCAGAAAGCAAAAACAUGUACAGCAAGCCAGCUUCCUUUGUUUCAGCUCACCCCUUUCAGCCAUCAGACUCCACUUUUUCCUCGUCUUUGGCUCCUUCCUUUUUCCUCUCUCUUUGCCCAUUUUUGCAUCGGAAUUGUUAAGAUCAGGACAGCAGAAAGUACAGGACACAAAUGUGGAUUAAUGGUCGAAUCAUUCAGGAAUGUGCGUGUCAUGUGUGCCUGAACGUAUCACGUAUGGGCCGGGCCCUGUGAAUUCUGAACUCUCGUGCCGCCAGGGGCUUUCGAAAACUCAAUGGAUACAUGCAGACAUAGGCUUCAGUUCAGACCACGCCUGUCUCCCCCGGCCGUGCCGCCGUCCUCCGAUGUUGCUUUUAAAUCGCCCUCGCUCGUCUCCGCCUAGUGCUAGCAAGAUCGCACACACAGUAACACACCUCACUCUGCAUAGGCUGACAGCUAGAAGCCAUGAGAUGGGGAAGCAGCAGGAAGCGGCAUGGAUUAACGGAACUCGCAACAGAGCAAGGAGGAGAGACCUGCGAGCGCGAGGGCAAAGGCAAAGGCAAAGGCAAGGCAUCGUUCCCCUCUUUGUCUCCGCUCUCGUGGCUCGUCGCCAAGCUCGCGGGGGGGAAGCCCAGAGCGGCCGCCAUGGCUGGCGGAGGCGCCGCUCCAGCAGUCCCGUCGACGUGCCCGGCCACGACGGCGAUCACCCCGGGCUUGCCAAGAUCGCAGCGCCGCUCUCCCGCCGCCGGCGUCGAUGUCGUCCCGCGGAGGCUCUCUGUUGGCAACGACAGCGCGGCCUCCGCGGCCGUGCGUCACCGGCAUCGCGUUCGCCGGCGUCGCCACUGCUCCGUCGGCGGCGAGCGUGACCCGAGCCAGCCGCUCGGCCAGCUCAUCGCCUUCUCCGUCGCCGGCACCCCGCCGCCGCCGUCGGGCACGGGCACCGGGAAGCGGCGGCGGCGCCUUAGCGGCCGCCGGUCGUCGUUCUCGGGACGGGCAAUGCCGCUGAUCAGGGUGAGGGUGCGGCGGGCGGCGGAGCUUGAGAGCCUGGCGGUGGUGCGGCGGACGCGGGACCCGCAGCGGGCGUUCAGGGAGUCCAUGUCGGAGAUGAUCGUCGUCACCGGCGCCGGUGGCGCGCGGCCGGAGGAGCUGCUGGCGUGCUACCUCGCGCUGAACGCAGACGAGCACCACGGUUGCAUCGUCAAGGUCUUCCGCCAGGUCUGGUUCGACCACGUCAGCAACAACCUGCUAACUGCUGCUGCUGCUUCCCCGAAAGGCGCCCGGAGUGCGAUCCAACCUGCUAGCAUACUUAACCGGUGGGGCAGCGCUCAGUGGUGAAUUAGUCGCGUUAAUCUCUGGUUAAUGCACCCGCAUUAUAGGUGCUGGAGUGUUUGUCGGUGUAGUUGUCUAUGUGGCAAGUGCGUUUACGGUGAGGUGACGUAAGCCUUCUUUUAGCGAUGCCGCAUACGAUAACAUCUGAUGUGGAA
Messenger RNA from Brachypodium distachyon (stiff brome), 1656 nucleotides. RefSeq names its product transcription repressor OFP1. Gene Ontology annotation, biological process: negative regulation of DNA-templated transcription. The record is from RefSeq and is a predicted model, not a curated record. NCBI's taxonomy places the organism in Eukaryota, Viridiplantae, Streptophyta, Magnoliopsida, Poales, Poaceae. The coding region runs from base 638 to 1507 and encodes 289 amino acids. The transcript has a single exon.